UUCUGAAACACAACUUUUUCAUUAACUUAAAGAUAGGUGGGAGCAUUAAAGUCUUCCCGAACAACUACAGCAUUCUUUGCUAUCAAGUCUGCAAACUACAUUUUGAUCACGAGGGAUCCAAUAGAAAGAGAAAUCAUCACUGCAAGAGAAAUCAUCAAACCUGACGGACCUGCAUUAUUGAGUUAUCAUCUGCAGAGUUGCAAAACCUUGGAGAGUUUUUUAAACCCUUAAGCAAACAAUACGUUUUGAAAAGAAGUCUUCUGUUGUGAAGUAGAAACCUCCACACAAGAUGUUGUCCCGACAACAAGACACGCUUUUUCUUACAAAGAAGUUAGAUCAAGAACCUUGUCAAGACAUCAUUUUUAGGUCUAAACUUGCUGAUAUCGUCAUCCCAAAUCACCUUCCUCUCACUGAUUACGUCUUUCAGAGAUUCUCCGGCAACGGCGAUGGGGAUUCCACCGCCACAUGUCUCAUCGACAGUGCCACCGGCCGUAUCUUUACCUACGCCAAUGUACAAAUCAAUUCACAGCGAGUCGCAGUUGGCAUCCACAGGCUAGGGAUCCGCCAACGUGACACCGUGAUGCUCCUUCUCCCGAAUUCACCGGAGUUUGCUUUCUCCUUCCUUGCUGUGGCUUACCUCGGAGCCGUCACCACCACCGCCAAUCCGUUAUACACGCAGGCUGAGAUCGCAAGACAGGCAAACGCCUCCGCCACGAAGAUGAUCAUUACGAAGCAAUGUUACGGUAUUAGUCCGGUUCUGGUGAUGGAGCUGAUUCAGAGGUACAAAGUCACGGUGGUUCCGGUGGCUCCUUCGGUGGUUUUGGCGUUUGUUAAGUCUCAAGAAACGGAGAGAUAUGACCUGAGUUCCGUGAGGAUGAUGAUUUCAGGCGCGGCUACGCUUAGGAAGGAGCUUGAAGAAGCCGUGCUCCCCAAGUUUCCCAAUGCCAUAUUUGGUCAGGGUUACGGAAUGACUGAGUCAGCAACGGUGGCUAAGUCAUUGUCAUUUGCAAAGAAUCUUUAUAAAACUAAGUCUGGGGCGUGUGGGACUGUCAUCAGAAAUGCUGAUAUGAAAGUGGUCGAUACUAUUACUGGGGUCUCUUUACCUCGUAACAAAUCUGGCGAAAUCUGCAUCCGAGGGGAUCAACUCAUGAAAGGUUAUUUGAAUGAUCCAGAAGCUACUGCAAGAACCAUAGAUAAUGAUGGGUGGUUACACACAGGGGACAUUGGGUAUGUGGAUGAUGAUGAUGAGAUAUUCAUUGUAGAUCGAUUGAAGGAACUCAUAAAAUUCAAAGGCUAUCAAGUGGCUCCAGCUGAGCUUGAAGCAUUGCUUAUUUCUCAUCCUUAUAUUGAGGAUGCUGCUGUUGUUGCAAUGCAGGAUGAAGUUGCUGGUGAGGUUCCGGUAGCAUUUGUAGUUAGCUCGGAAGGGUCUCAGGUAACUGAAGAUGAUGUCACGAGUUAUAUCUGCAAACAAGUGGUUCAUUACAAGCGAGUUAAUAUGGUGUUCUUCACUGACUAUAUUCCCAAAGCACCAUCAGGGAAGAUAUUGAGGAAGGAUCUAAGAUCAAGACUAGCUAAUGGACCGAUGAACCUAAGUUAA
Messenger RNA from Brassica oleracea var. oleracea, 1597 nucleotides. Its product is annotated as 4-coumarate--CoA ligase 4-like. Lineage: Eukaryota; Viridiplantae; Streptophyta; Magnoliopsida; Brassicales; Brassicaceae. Gene Ontology annotation, molecular function: 4-coumarate-CoA ligase activity. Bases 290 to 1597 code for a protein of 435 amino acids. The transcript is spliced from 7 exons. The record is from RefSeq and is a predicted model, not a curated record.